Molecule: messenger RNA, 878 nt
Organism: Hemibagrus wyckioides
Lineage: Eukaryota; Metazoa; Chordata; Actinopteri; Siluriformes; Bagridae
Gene: hoxc5a
Product: homeobox C5a
Exons: 2
Coding region: 134-826 (230 amino acids)
Biological process (GO): anterior/posterior pattern specification; regulation of transcription by RNA polymerase II
Cellular component (GO): nucleus
Molecular function (GO): RNA polymerase II cis-regulatory region sequence-specific DNA binding; DNA-binding transcription factor activity, RNA polymerase II-specific
Source: RefSeq, a predicted model, not a curated record
GACAAAUCAAAAACAAUAAACAAGAUUAGUAACAACAAACAAUCGAUGUAUGUUGUACGUUCAUUUUUGUUCUGUUGUGAAUACGUGCUUCUAGUCGAUUCCUUUCUAGCAGGCUACUUUGUAUCGAAGUAGAAUGAGCUCGUACGUGGGAAACUCUUUUUGUAACCAAACGCACGAUGCACCCUCCUUUAGCAUGCGCACUUUUGGUAACUAUGGGGCUGUCUCAGAGUUUCAGCAGUCCACUUAUGCUUACGGAGGGCUCGAUCUCAGUGGAGCGUUAGCUUCUCAAGUCGUUUCCGAGUCCCCGAAACGGGAGGCGAUGAAUAAGCACAACAGUGCCAGGAUCAACGCGCCACCACAUCGCCAGGCUUGCGCAGCAAUGGGUUCCCCAAGUCGUGUCAGUACACGCGGGUACAACCUGCUCAGUCAAGGACUGUUGAGCCAAAAAGCAGAGAUGAUUAUGGAAGUUACGGAAAAACCCAGCGGCAAAAGCCAGCCCGGUGAUGUGGAGAUCACGCCAACGAUUAAACAACAAACUAACUCGAGUGAGCUUCAGACCCAGUCGCAACCGCAGAUAUACCCAUGGAUGACCAAGCUACACAUUAGCCACGACUCUGACGGUAAAAGGUCACGAACCAGUUACACCCGCUACCAGACUCUGGAGUUGGAGAAAGAGUUCCAUUUCAACCGAUACCUCACACGUCGCAGGCGAAUCGAGAUCGCCAAUAACCUCUGCCUGAACGAGAGACAAAUUAAAAUUUGGUUCCAGAACCGUCGCAUGAAGUGGAAGAAGGACUCAAAGCUGAAAGUUAAAGGUGCACUAUAAUGAAAAGGUGGUUUAGCAAAUAUACCUGCAAGCAAGAUGAAACAAAAGUUCA